UAACGGUGCUGCCGGCGGCGGCGGUCGGCUCGAGGAAAACGCCACUCGGACAUUCGAUUCAGUUGGUUCGCUUGGUGUCCUGCGUGACGGUCGGUGUGCGUGCGGGGGAUAGCUUUGUGAUUGAAAUUGUUCUUCGAUUUCAAGUUAUUUUACGGAUUGUGUUUUACGUGGAUUUAUUUGGAAGUAGGGUUUUGUGGUUUUCCAAGGUUAGGAUAAAGGACGAAUCCAGUGUGGGGUUUAGAAUUGAGUAAGGAGUAAUACGAAAAUGCGAAUGCCUCGUUGGUCGGUGCAAUGAGUUCUGGUUGAACAGAAGAUUUCAGAUAUUCAUCAUACUACAGCGAAAUACUACCAUCCAUUCAAAUUAGAGAGAACACAAGUACCGUCGUUCGAGCGGUCCCAACUCUCCGCUGCGUGAGGUGUGGAUAGAACGAACAACACCCCCAAUCAUUCCACAAACGACCACGGAAGUGGUCGCAUUGCAGCAACUUAAGCACAUACACACACAUACGCAUCGACGCACAUACAGUUACCCUCACAAACUGAGCCAAACUUUGUCAAUUCUGGGAUGUUUCAUCGAUGAGAACCAGCAUCAGCAAGCACGUGUACAAACACUUCCUGGAAUCCAUUAGUAAGCAUCAAUAGUCAGAAAAACAUCGACGACGCAGUCGGUGUACACUCCAUUCGAAGCAGCUGCACAAUAUCCGGAUCAACCGGUCAAUAGCCACUUCGAACGAAACAGCAAUUGUAUGCCAAACGCCAGACGGUGAACCUUGGUCACGACACAUCAUCCUGCCGCCAACAUACGACAUGGUGGCACACUCCCUACAGCAGGAGGUGAAUCUGUCCCGCCGCGCCUGUAGGAUCUCCCAGAAGAAAGAAGAGGAAGAUGCCGAAGAAGUGGUAGAAGAACAACUGUUGAAUGGUGCUAAUCAAUCGCCUGCUAGUGAAGUAAUUGCAUUUCUCCUAGAGUCUGUGAGUAGUGAAAGUAGUAGCCGUUGCGUUGAUGAAGAUCCUUUGAGUUCACGAAGCUGUCGGAACGUCUGCAGGGAUUCCAGUGGUCAAGACGCCGACAGUGCGGGUAAAUCGGUAGUGCGGUUCAGUUGUGAUUUGGUUGCGCGAGUUUUCCUGUUAGUUAAGGCAAUAGUGAUGGGUGUUUGGCGGUUUAACCUGACGAGCAGCAGCAGCAGUAGUCAUGGUAAUCGGUUUAGUGCGAAUCUAGUGAAAUGGUGCACGUGGGCGAUUGUGUUGAGUGUCCUUUUGGCCAACCACGGUGGUUUUGUGUUAGCUAGGCCCAAAAAUGGUGUUGUGACGGCAGAUGGCACAGAUGCGGUUUCUGCGGCUUCCGGGCAGUGGGACCUGCUGACGCCGCAACCGGGUAUGCAUUUCGGUUCCCUGGGGCCGAGCGAAAGUCAAUUCAAGCGUUCCGCUGAGUUAGCGUCAUCUACUAUUGUAUCGUCAACAGUGUCAUCAGAUGGCGCUGGCGCUGGCGGUGGUGGUGGUGGUGGCCAUACCAGUGGAUCGCUCAGUGCCGUCAAGCAGGAUGACGAAACCCAUAAUGGGGAGCUCGGUGAGACCGGUCACGGCGAAGGCCACGAGGUGGAACGGUAUCCGGUCGCACAGGUGGAAUUUUCACGCGUCGAAACUCCGUUCGUGAUCGGCGUCUGGAUUCUGUCGGCCAGUAUUGCAAAGAUCGGUUUCCACAUGACACCGAAGCUGAGCAAAAUCUUCCCGGAGUCCUGCCUGCUGAUCGUGGUCGGCGUCAUCAUCGGCGUGCUGCUGCGGUAUGCCACCAACCUGCACGUGUCCCCGCUGACGCCGAACACGUUCUUCUUCUACAUGUUGCCACCCAUCAUCCUCGACGCGGGAUACUUUAUGCCAAAUCGGAUGUUUUUCGACAACAUCGGUACUAUCCUACUAAUGGCUGUGAUCGGUACAAUAUUUAAUAUUGCAACUAUCGGUGUGUCGCUGUGGGCGUGUGGACUGACCGGCAUUUUCGGAGUGGAUCUGCCAUUUUUGCACGUAUUCCUGUUCUCGUCGCUGAUUUCCGCCGUCGACCCGGUGGCGGUGCUGGCCGUGUUUGAGGAAAUUCACGUCAACGAAGUGCUGUACAUCGUCGUGUUUGGCGAAUCGUUACUAAACGAUGCUGUCACGGUUGUGAUGUAUCACAUGUUCGAGUCGUACAAUGAGAUUGGCGCCAACAACAUCGAGGUGGUAGAUAUCGUUUCGGGUGUUGCGUCGUUCUUUGUGGUUGCCCUCGGUGGCACCAUCAUCGGUGUAAUCUGGGGCUUCCUUACCGGGUUGGUGACACGGUUUACCGACCACGUACGAGUCAUCGAGCCCAUCUUCAUCUUUGUGAUGGCCUACCUGGCGUAUCUGAAUGCCGAAAUCUUCCACAUGAGCGGCAUCCUGGCCAUCACCUUCUGCGGCAUCACGAUGAAAAACUACGUCGAGCAGAACGUGUCGCACAAAUCGCACACCACCAUCAAGUACGCGCUAAAAAUGCUGUCCUCAUCGGCAGAAACCAUUAUCUUCAUGUUCCUGGGCGUGGCCACCGUCAACAAUCGGCACAUCUGGAAUACCUGGUUCGUCAUAUUGACAAUAGUAUUCUGUUCCGUUUUUAGAAUUAUAGGUGUAUUAAUACUAUCAGCGAUGGCAAAUCGUUUUAGGAUACAUAAAUUAUCUAAAGUAGAUCAAUUCGUUAUGUCUUACGGAGGCCUUCGAGGUGCUGUGGCAUUCGCUUUAGUGUUACUGGUUUCGACGGACCACAUUCCGCUGCAGCCGAUGUUUGUGACGACCACGAUUGCGGUCAUCUACUUUACAGUAUUCCUGCAAGGCAUCACCAUCAAACCACUAGUCAGAGUGCUGAACGUUAAGCGUGCCAGCAAGCGGAAACCGACGAUGAACGAGCGAAUUCACGAGCGGUUUAUGGAUCACAUGAUGGCGGGUAUCGAGGAUAUCGUCGGUAAAACGGGCAAUUACAACAUUAGGGAUAAGUUUAAGAGAUUCGACAAUAGGUUCAUUCGUCCAUACCUUAUUAAGAAUUUACAAGGUCCUGAACCAAAAAUUUUAGAAACCUAUUCUAAGCUUACGAUGCGCGACGCGAUGGACUACAUGCGCCGGAACCCGUCCACGAUCGGUCAGAUGUCCGGCACCGAAUCGAUGAGCGCCCUCUUCCGAAACUACACCGGCGUCUUCGGUGGAAGCCCAAGCUUUUCCAACUUGGAGAACUCUACACGCAACUUGGACAUGCAAGAGCUGGACUACAAUCCGUCUAAGAAGGAUUUGACUGACGCUCGAAUUCAUCACUUGCUGUCGGUGGAACUGAAACCGUACCGAAGGACACGAAGACUGAGCUACAGUCGCCAUGCCGUGGACGACCGGGACUUAUCUACUCAGGUGAACUACAAGAUGCAAAUGAACAUCCGAAGAAUGAUCAGUGAGAAGAAACAUAAGCGCAGCAAGCGUGGAAAGGACGGCAAACAGCAAAACCACGUGUCGUUCCCCGAGCUGCCGCAGAACGGAUCCGCCAAACAGUUUGCGAACGACUACAUCAACGAAGUUCUGCAUGAAGAUAAUGAGGAUGAGGACAAGCUGCCAACCGCUGCCGGCGACGACUGGGAUGGUGGUGGCCUGACGUUCACCGCUAAAUCGUCCCUGGACGAGAAGUCCGAACAACCAAAGACCGACAAACGCAUGUCGAAGGACCUACGGGAUCUGGAAGCGGAAAAUCGCGUCACAACGCCCACCGCUAUCGAAGCAGUGCUUCCCUGGAAACGUGUCGACGAAGACGACGAAAAUGGUGCUAUUAAACAGAACGAAUUCCCAUCGUGGGCUUCAAACAAGGAGUAUUUAGCUUAUAAUUCACCAAGUGCAACAUUUUUAGGUGGCCUAACACAACCUAAACAGGCCAAGUCUGUAAUAGGUCUUUUCCGGCGCGAGAGUUCCGGCUCGGGUGGAAUCGUCAUCGGCGGGGUAACGGAUUCCGAGACAUCGACCCCGGUGACGGCGACGACGCCGAUCGGCCGCGCCAAGAAGGAUAAACGAUCGGCGUCGAUCGCCGGCUACAUCACAUUCCCCGGUUCGAGCGACGCCGGCGACGAUCCGUUGGGCGUCUCGAGGGGGGCCGUCGUGUCCCACGCCAAUGCCUUCCCGGUUACGGCCAGCCACAGGCGCAACAAUCGACGAGGCUCACUGCUGGAGCUAAGCGGACUACUAGUGACCGGACGACGACCGAGCCGUUUCUCGUUGGAACCUUUCCCACCUCCUCCGCUCGAGGAUGAUGAAAAGGUCGUCGAGGAAUCGAAGCCCCAGAAAGAUUAGACCCGUCAUUCCUUUCCCUCACCCCGGGCCAUCCGGCGGAUCCUUGAAACGAGAUUUCGACCAACAACGACCUAUCCGUUUGAGAGACAAGUGCCAGCUUGUUACGACCUUGUAACCUGGUGGGAGCUGACGAUCCCAGCACCAAAGAGAACCAAAAAGGACGUUUAGCAUAUUAUUUGCUUGUGUAUGUGUGCGAAUCCGCCACGCGGCGGAAUGUUGUACUAAGAUUAAGGGUCAGCAUAGCUUAGAUAGAGUCAGUCAUACAAGUUAGGGCAAACAUUCCGAUCAUUGCAUGUUGAGGGGUUUACAGUCAGCAGUCAGGACGGACUUGAACUAUUGUGAACCGCAAUGGAAACCAUUACAAUUAUAAGUUUAUGUUAAAUUCUCCGUGUUAACAAAAGUCAAGUGCAUGAAUUGCUUAAUGGUAUUGUAAUUGGAAGUGGUAUUGAAAAAUUCCGUAACAGAAACUAAACGAUGCAUGCUCGUGUUGUAGAUAUUCGGUAAUGUACUUAUGAUUUUAAACGUGGUAUUAAAAAUGUAGAUCUAACGGUAGACUAGAUUUGGAAGGACGAUUUCUAAUAUUCGAUUACUAACAUCAAGUAUAUAGCAUACACUACAGUCUCUAGCAUUUAGUUGCGUUAAGUAUAGCUAAUUGAAGCACUUUCCCCCUGUUGAGAACAUUCCAGUAAAGAGACUAUUUUACCUUAAAUACCCAUAAUGCGCCACUAACUGAGUUAACAGAUUACUAUAUAUCGCUUAUAUAUUUCUCCGAAACAGGUACAGCACUCCCAACAAUGUCGAUUUUACUAUUGUCUCCCAUCGUCGCUUGUCGAUGAAAUGCUGGUACAUUUAGCUAACUUUUCUAGCCAUUUAGCACGUUUCUUCCACUAUUAGUUUACUAUCGACUAGAACAUUACAUGGUGCAACAAAAUCGAAUGACUUGUAAAUAUGUGGACCAAAUUGUGUGGCAUUCAUUUCAUUUCAAUCCAUCAUACAGGAGAGGCAAAUAUGUCAAAUUCUUUUUAUAAUUCGUUCAGAGAUUCGUUCAGUAAAGUCUUUAGACAUUUAUUCAGAAAUUUCUUGAAAGAUUCCUUUAACCCUUCAGGACGCGCGUCGUUCACCCCCAAAAAACCAUGCUCGUUGUACACAACGCGAACGCGGUGCAGUUUUAGGUUCAAAUAUGUGCGCGUCCUGAAUGGUUAAUAAUACUUUCGGUGAUGCCUUCAGAAACUUUUCCAGAGUUUUUUUUUUCAGAAUAAUUCCUUCAAAAAUAUGUACUAGGGUUACGUUACGAAAUUAUUCCAAAAAUUUCAUCAGAAAUUCCCACAGCAACUUCCUAUUUCAUCAGAUACUCCUAAUGCAUUUCUCCAGAAGUUUCACAAAGAGUUGUGUUAGAGAGUUGUGAAUGAGUUUCAGCAGAAACUCCUCCAAGGAUUUCUUCAGAAAACUCUUCAAAGAUUUACCCUAUUUUUUCGGGACUUUUUGAUUUUUCCCGAGAAAUCCUUCGGAAAUUUCUUCAAGCAAACGAUCUUCCAAGGAUUUAUUCCAAAACCUACUCCGGGGUUUGCUUUAGAAAUUGCUCCAAGGGUUCUUUUUUUUUUCAAAAACUAAAUAUCUGUCUUAAAUUCUUACAGGGAUUUCUUAAAAAGUUCCUGCAGUGAAUCUUUUAAAAAAAAAUGUGAAAUCCAUUCGAGAAUUUUCUGCAGAGAUUCCUAUAGAAGCUGCCCUAACCACUAUUUUUUGAGGAAUUCUUAAGGAAAAUCUCCCAUGGCUUUUAUUAUUCGAUUAGUCGUUUCCUCAGAAAUAUAUCCACAUUUUCCUCCAGAGAUUUUCUUAUUUUUUUUUUGCAAAUUUCUCCAAGGAUUACUUAAAAAGAAGUCCACAGAUUUUUCGAUACUUCUUUCAUGAACCCUUGGUAAAUUCCAUCCUAGGAUUCAUUUAAAAUGUCUUCCUCAAGUUCCUGAAAAAAACUCCCAGGGAUUCUUAAAGAAAAUCUUUCAGGGACUCUUAUACAAGCCUCGUAGUUUACUUGUAAAAAUCAUCAAGGAAAUUUCAUAGAAAUUCAGUCAAAAAUUCUUUUGAAAAAUCCGCUAGGUGUUCGUUAUACGUUAGAAUGUUCUUCAGAAAUUUCUUCAAGAAUUCCUCAAGAAAGCCUAGUACGGAUAGCUUCCAAAAAUGUUGUAUGGAUUCCUUUAGAGAAUACUUUUCUUUCAUAACAUUUCACAUAGGUUGUUCCAGAAAUUCAUCUACGAGUUUCUUUAAAAAAGUUUCAUAGAGAUUCUUCCAGAAAAUUUCUCAAAGAUACUCCGUGGAAUUUCUCAAAUUUCUCAAAGAUACUUCAUGGAACUCCGAGAAAAAUAUUGGGAGGAAAUCCACGAUAAAUUCUGAAAAAGAUACCUAAAACCAAGCAGAACCAUUCUGUUAUUAUUAAAAAAGUUAUUUCCUCUGUGGAGCCACCAUGAAAGCCUCUGUCCGAAACAGUGUUUCUUAAAACUUGAGAUUUCGUAAAUAUUACAUUUACUUUACAAUUUUUCAAAGUUUGUUGAGAAUUGAAAUUCAAGAUUCCAUUUACAUGAAAAAAUAGACCUUCUAAUUUGAGCCACAAAAUAUUGGGAUUUAGAGGUUACGUAAAACGGGGUAACAUUGAUCGACUUGACCGACCUCAUGAAAUGUUCAAACAAGCAUUCUAUAUUGAAUCAGUUUCUGCUAUCGAAUGAUAUAUCGUUACCUGCUUUUUUAGCUAAUAAAUGAUAUGUAAUUCAUGAAAAUUAAAUUUCAUAAACAUUAAAAUAAAUCGCUUUUUCCAUAACUGUGUUUCGUAAUGCAAUGAGAUACAUUUUCAAACAUUCAUGCCUGGCAUAAAUACUCGAUACAAUAUAAGGUUCGAAAUCACUGUAUAACUUCAAUAUGAUAUCCUUGUGUUGGAUUUAAUAAACGAAACUUUUAUGAAAAUGCUAUUUUUCAAUCAAAUAUACGAUUUAUUACAAGUAAACUAUCAGUUCCUUAAGAUAUUGCCCAACUUUAGGCGUUAUUCGCGGUUAGGAGGAUUUUAAUCCAAAAAUAACUCAAAUAGUACAUAACUUGUAAGAAUUUGGACCACAUAUUCGAUAUCAGCGACCCCGAAUUUAGUAAGUAAGGGUAUUUUCAACACAAACGAACAUUGAUCACUGACAUAAUUAAUGUUACCCCAAAUCGACAAAAUCAAAAAUUAGAUUAAAAAGCCUAUUUUAACAGGUUUUAAAGUUCUACAAUACUUUUUCGAGAAGCUUAACGCAUACUCAGAGGGCCAGUACUCAUUUAAAAAAUAUAAAACGUGUAACGUUUGCUUUAACAAGAGAAUUAUUCAAGAAAGAUUAAAAAUUCUGAACAAUGUUACCCCGGAUUACGGUAUCGCAAAUGUCCCAAUGAUGAAUGAAAAAGAUAAAUUACUUUCAUUGUCAUAGUUUUUUUUUUUUUCAAUUUCCAAUCGAUUUUCAACCUUUAUACUUUUUUUCUAAAUGAUUCACGGAUACAUUAAGAAUCAGAACUUCUGAUCUCCUUCAAUUUUUUAAGAAGCUUUCUAAAGAUUUUUUUUGUAAGAGAUUAUGAUGGAAAUUCCCAAGACGUCUUCAUAUUACUUUAGAUAUUCUUUCCAGACGUUUCUCUUUCAAAAAUUGUUCCAAUGAUUUCUUAAGUUAGUCUUAAAAACCCUUCAAGGAUUCCUUCGGAAAUUGUACUACAAAUUCUUUCAGAAAUACUUAUGUAUAAUGAUUUUUGCGGAAAGGGUGAAAAAUAUCUCUGCCGACAUUCACAAGCGAUUUCGUCUGAAAUUCCACGGGUAUUCCUUUAAGUAUUUUGUUAGAAAUUCUUUAGAUUAUGUAUUCCACCAGGGAUUUCCAGGUGUUUGCUCAGGUAUUCCUCUUGGAAUUUCUUCAAAAAAUCUAUCUAUGUAUUUUUAACAUAUUCCAGUUUUUUUUUCUGAAACUCUUUCAAGAAUUCAAUUGGAUUUUUCUUUAGAUUUUGUUUUAAUUCCUUCUGAAGUUUCUUCAGCGUUGCUUCUGGAAAUAUCUUAAGAGACUUCUUCAAUAGUUCUAGAAUUACUGCAGAAAUUUCAGCCAAGAUUUCUUCAAACGAAGAUCCAUGGAUUCUUUCAGAAGUUGUUCCAACAGUUCCUUC
Messenger RNA from Aedes albopictus (Asian tiger mosquito), 8475 nucleotides. It is a transcript of the gene Nhe2, whose product is annotated as sodium/hydrogen exchanger 3. Gene Ontology annotation, biological process: sodium ion import across plasma membrane; proton transmembrane transport; potassium ion transmembrane transport. The coding region runs from base 808 to 4320 and encodes 1170 amino acids. NCBI's taxonomy places the organism in Eukaryota, Metazoa, Arthropoda, Insecta, Diptera, Culicidae. The transcript is spliced from 22 exons. The record is from RefSeq and is a predicted model, not a curated record. Gene Ontology annotation, molecular function: potassium:proton antiporter activity; sodium:proton antiporter activity. Gene Ontology annotation, cellular component: plasma membrane.